Dendroctonus ponderosae (mountain pine beetle) is the source of this 4996-nucleotide messenger RNA. Its product is annotated as WD repeat and FYVE domain-containing protein 3-like. The record is from RefSeq and is a predicted model, not a curated record. NCBI's taxonomy places the organism in Eukaryota, Metazoa, Arthropoda, Insecta, Coleoptera, Curculionidae. Gene Ontology annotation, molecular function: metal ion binding; protein binding.
GAAUGCGCAAGAAAACCAUGAAAAAUGAUCUAUUUUACAUACAUUAUCCUUUCCGAAUAGAACACGAAAAAGGUUUACUAAGAUACAAAGUUGCGACAAGUUAUCACAGCAAGGACUAUUACCAAGCCCUUCAAAAGCGGCAACACAUUGGAGUCAGUGGAUUAACACUGGAGCCACCAGAAAGGACGGAUAGCAUUUCUGAAGAACUUUCCCCAAUGCCUUAUGUUGCACUCCCUCAUUUAACCAGACUCACUUCGGACCCGGAAGAUUUACAGGAAGAAAAUGACAAUGAGGAAGAUCAACCAUCACCACCUCCAGAUAAUCAGACUUUGCUUAGGCUGCUGGAACACAAUGAAAAAGUUUCCUUUAUGUUCCGAGUUGCAAGGAUACAAGGCCUCGAUACUACUGAAGGAUUGCUUUUAUUUGGCCAAGAACAUUGUUACAUAGUUGACGGGUUUACUCUACUUAAAAACCGAGAAAUUAGGGACAUCGAUAGUGUGCCGCAUAACGCCAAUGAGUAUGAACCGAUUUUGCCGAAUCCUGGAUCUCCUAGAAGAUCUAGGACAAUGAGACAAUGCUCGAAAUUUUCUUAUGACGAUAUCAGGGAGGUACAUAAGAGGCGGUACUUACUGCAGCCAAUGGCCUUAGAAGUGUUUUCAGGAGACGGACGUAACUAUUUACUUGCAUUCCCGAGAAAACAAAGAAACAAAGUCUAUCAAAAGUUCAUGACUACUGCCACUGGCAUUUCCGAUAGUGCACAGCAAUCAGUAGCUGGACAGAAAAGAACAGCCAAUGUGGAGCAAGCUACCAGUCUUUUAAGCAAUCUCAUUGGUGAAACGAGUGUAACUCAAAGAUGGGUCAGAGGAGAAAUAUCCAACUUCCAAUACCUGAUGUACCUAAAUACAUUGGCUGGGCGGUCUUACAAUGACCUUAUGCAAUACCCAGUAUUUCCCUGGAUUUUAGCUGACUAUGAUGCUGAAGAGCUCGAUCUGACUGAUGCCUCUACAUUUAGAGAUUUCACGAGACCCAUGGGAGCUCAGAGCCCAGACCGACUUGAGCAGUUCAAGAAAAGGUUUAGGGAAUGGGAUGAUCCUACUGGAGACACUCCUCCAUAUCACUAUGGAACCCAUUAUUCCAGUGCCAUGAUUGUUUGUUCCUAUCUGGUUCGUUUGGAACCAUUCACGCAGCACUUUUUGCGACUUCAAGGAGGUCACUUCGAUCUUGCUGAUCGAAUGUUUCAUUCAAUUAAGGAAGCUUGGACAUCAGCGUCCAAACAUAACAUGGCUGAUGUCAAGGAGCUUAUACCGGAGUUUUUCUAUUUGCCCGAAUUUUUAACCAACGAUAAUCAGUUUGAUUUGGGAGUCAAACAGAAUGGAGUUGCUUUGGGCGAUGUGAUUUUACCUCCUUGGGCGAAACAAGAUCCCAGAGAAUUUAUUCGGGCACACAGAGAAGCCCUGGAAUGUGACUAUGUUUCUCAAAAUUUGCACCAUUGGAUUGAUCUCAUAUUUGGGUAUAAACAGCACGGUCCGCCAGCUGUUGAAUCGGUUAAUGUAUUUCAUCACUUGUUUUACGAAGGAAAUGUGGAUAUUUAUAAAAUCGACGAUCCUUUGAAGAAGAAUGCAACUAUUGGAUUCAUUAAUAAUUUCGGCCAAAUUCCAAAGCAAUUGUUUAAGAAGCCACACCCAUGCAAGAAAAUGGGUAAUAAUAAUAGAGCUUCGGUGAUAAUUGAUACUGGUUCCUUGGUGCAAGCCUUCACUUUACCUCAGCCAGAUAAAUUAUUUUUCCAUCAUUUAGAUAAUUUAAGACCUUCACUACAGCCAAUAAAAGAAGUAAAAUUAGCGGUUGGUCAAAUUCUGCAAGUGGACAAAUCAGUAUUAGCGGUGGAGCAAAAUAAAGUUUUGAUUCCACCAACGUUUAACAAAUACGUUGCUUGGGGUUUUGCCGACCAUUCCAUUAGAAUAGGAAACUAUGAAAGCGAGAGGGCUGUUUUUGUCUCGGAAAAUGUUGAACAAAACAAUGGAGAAAUUUUAGCAUGCGUUUGUCCAUCUGCCAAACUGAUUGUGACUGCUGGAACCGGUUCUGUAGUAACCGUAUGGAGUUAUGAAACAAGAAAAAAAGCAAUGACCAUUAAGCAUCAAUUGUAUGCUCACACUGAAGCUGUUACUUGUUUAGCUGCUAGUCCAGCUUACAAUGUGAUAGUAUCGGGUUCUCGGGAUUCGAGUGCAAUUAUUUGGGAUUUAUCACGUGGAGUUUUUGUGCGACAGUUAACAGGUCAUGCCGGGCCAGUAGCAGCUGUAGCUGUAAACGAGCUAACGGGCGACAUUGCAACUUGCGCAGCUACAUGGCUUCACGUCUGGAGCAUAAAUGGCUGCGCUUUGGCUGCAGUUAAUACAUGUGUAGGAAGAGCGGAUCGUAUGCAACAAAUACUCUGUGUGGCGUUUUCUCAAGCUCAUGACUGGGAUCCGAUGAAUGUUAUUAUUACUGGAUCUACGGAUGGAGUUACACGAAUGUGGUCACUUGACUAUGUACAAGUGCCCAUUGAAGACGAUCACAAAAAUAGCAAUAUCGUUAAACCGAAAGCAGACGGCAAUAGUAAUUCUCCGGAAAAGAUAAAUACUGAAGUCAAACCAGCCACGCCACAUCAUCGGCUUGUAAAGCAAGUUCAUGUUUCUAACGAUAAUGCCAGAAAUUUAAUGAAAUCAGGCUCGGAAAGCAGCCUUUCGGGUGAUGCUAGUCCAAAAGUUAAGAUUGAAAUGGUAAUAACAAGUGAAGGAAGUCCUAAAGAAUGGCAGAGAGAACAUCAGGACGAAAAGGAAGCAUGCAGUGAUGGAGAGGAAAUGAGUCCACCUGUGCCGCCAGUCAGGAGAAGGCGAUCCAGAGUUCAUGGUGGAUUUAGAAGCGAAGGUUUACCUUCAACCAUUUUUUUAGGAGGGCAGAGUGCAGACGCUUGUAGUUUGGACAUUGAAGAUGCUUCAGGGUUGCGAACCAGCAAGUCAGAUACUAGUCUGACUGACUCUUUUGUAAUUGUCGACAAUCAGAAAAGAAAUCAGAAUCCACAUAAUGCCCUUCGGCCAGGGUUUAAAUGGCAGAGGCAACUGGUUUUUCGCAGUAAACUAACAAUGCAUACUGCUUAUGAUAGAAAAGACAAUACCGAACCAGCUUCAAUAUCGGCACUAGCUGUUUCAAAAGAUCAUAGAAUUUUCUACGUGGGUGACACCAGAGGCCGUGUAUUCUCUUGGUCAGUUUCUGAUGUAGUUGGUCGGGCCGCUGAUCAUUGGCUUAAAGAUGAAGGUGCCGAAAAUUGUGCCAGUUGCUCUGUUCGAUUUACGAUCUAUGAAAGGCGUCAUCAUUGCAGGAAUUGUGGUCAGGUAUUUUGUUCGCGAUGUUCACGUUUCGAAAGUGAAAUAUCCAGACUGCGAAUCCUGAAGCCAGUGAGAGUAUGCCAAACUUGUUAUGCAUCUCUAAAGGGCGAUCACAAGUAAGCAUUAGACAAUGUUUAUAAUUCAAAUUAAAUUAUUACCAGGAACAAUAAUAGAGGUAGGACCUUUUCGUCAGUAUUGUGAAAUUUUCUUUGAUGUAAUUCGGUGUUCAGAAUAAUAUUAAUUGAUUAAUUUGUAAUUGAUUUGAGCGAUGGUUUAAAUUUUCCUUUUAUGCUAAACAUUUAGCAAAUUAAACUUUUACGAUACUGAACGGCGAUUAUACCAUAGUAGAGAUAUAUCAUAUUUCUUUUAGUUUAGAGUGACUCAUCUAUUAAGAUGUCCUAAACAUAUAAAGUUAAAAGAAACAUGAUCGUAUAGUUAUAAAAAUUAUUAUAAAAGAUGACAUAUAUUUUGUAGGAAUACAUAAUAAUCUUAAACUUAUAAAGUGUAAAAUAAUCAGUAUGCCUAUAUUGGAAUACUCGAAAUGAUAGAUAUAAACCAUGUAAAACCGAAGUUAUUUAAUCUCUAGCUGUAUUUUUCAAUUUCUUUCCUGAAAUAUUGUCCAUAGUUAAUUUAUAUUUUAUUAGUAAUUAUUGAUGGGCUUUACAGAAUUUAUUCGAAUUACGUGGAUCGCUUGAUUUGAUUUUUCUAUUUUGACCUUCUGUUCUGAAAGUAAAAACCCACCAGCGAGUUGCUUUAAAUGUGUUUAAUAAUCCCAGCUUCAAUUUAAGGCGCGAACUUAAAAUACGUAUAAAAAAAUAGCAAUUUCAUAUUAAUAAAAUGUAUGCUGGUUGUCCACGUAUUUUUAUUGUGAUAUUCUUUACUUACUGUAUAAGUUGCAACCAUUUUCAAAUUAUGUUUUUCAUAGUCUAAUAUGCUAUUAAUUGACUAAUACGUAUUAAAAAACGUACGCUACUGUAUAAUAACCAUAAAAGUGAAAAAUAACUUUGUUUAAGGCAACUACACACACCAGAUAGUUUAUUUCUGAACUGAAUAUAAUUCAGUGAUAUUUUAUUUAGAUGUGUAUUUCGUCUAAAAGUUUUUUUAGGAACCACCAACACUUGAGAGUAAUUUUAUUGUUACAGUUAUAAUUGUUUGUCGGUUUCCUUAAUUGUCAUCUUUGUUCCUAAUUGUAAACAUAAUUGCUCUUAAAUGGUUUUAUAAAUAUUUGCAAUUUUGCAUAAUAUUGAUUAGAGAUGUGCUAGAGCAAAAUAUUUUUUAUGUGCAAUGAUUAUAUGCUACACCACAAAUUAAAACUUCUAUAAUUUACAUCGUAACACUUCAUUAGAACUAAUAAGUUUCAUAAGCACUGAAUGUCAACAUUUAUUUAAAUUGAUGUUGAAUUGAAGCUCACACUAUUGUGUUUAUUGUUUUGAAUAUUGUGCUUGUGAUUUUUUACUUUUGUGAUUGUAUGUUUAUUUUAUACUCGAUUGACUAUAACAUCGGCUAGCUAUAAUGAAAUCCAGUAGACGUUUUUUCUAUUUUUGUGAUAUAUAUUAUUUAAGUAAUUUUACUGUUAUUUGUUGUUAUUAAUUUAUGUCUCAUGGUUUUAAUAAAUAUAUCUUUUUACCUGAAAA